ACCUGGGAAAGUUACCGCUGGCCGAGCAAAUGUCGGAGUGAGUUAUUAUGACGGAGCUGCUGCGCAACUUGCACAGCGACUGUAGCGGCGGCAGCGCGCCGCGGGAGCGCGCACCAGGAACCACCGAGGAGUUUCUCCCCAGAAAGUGAAGCCGAGCCUCUCAGUCUCAGUCAGACACACCGGGGCUGCGGGAGUUAUCAGUGUUUUUGUGACCGGGCUGGGGAGCGAGGGUAAUGGGCGCGCCGGGACCACCUGCGGGGCCGCCGUUGGGCCGCGGGAGCGCGCCCGGGGAGCUCUGCGCCUGAGCGCGGGAGCGCGCAGCGCUGGCCGGCCGGACUGAAUGUCCCUUUUCCUGCUAUUCUUCUCUGCGGCUCGGCGCUUCCUGCUCCACUUAAUGGCUAUAAAUACAGAAAACCUUAAAAUGGACUGCUAAACCAUUUAGAAAAAGUUGAUUUUGGGUUGUUACAGCAACAUUUGGGAUUUGGGGGGGGUUUACCUACAGCUUAUGGUAGUUUUUUUCUUGCCCUGCAGGUUUAACUCUUCAUAGUAAAAGCCCAACAGGUGCAGGAGUUUGAAAGAGUCAGCUAAUUAGACUUAAUUAAGACUUUUUUGUAAUGAUGUGACCUAGGAUCCUUUUUAAAAGAUUGGUGAAAUAAAUAAACUGUUGGGAAUCCACACAUCAGGUCAAGUUCAGUGGAGACUGCCGUCUUUCUGCAAGACGUAAUCAAACCCACCUCUGAAUGUGUUCUGGAAUGGAUGACCUGAAUUUUAGUCAAAACAAAUGAAGGACACUUAACUUCCACUCGAUUUUGAAUCCUCUCUCGUCGGUCCAGUUUUUUGAACACUUUACAUUUGUCCCUGAUGAGCCAACAAGAAGGACAGAAAAGGGAGCGAGGCGUAGUAAAGUGCUCCUUUGUACUUUAUUUUCAAACCCUUAGGGUUCAAAAUCUGCUCCAGUCAAAACAUCUGCUGAAGGCUCCAUGGAGCCUCUGAAGAAUAUAUUCAGCCGGGGCCCGUUGUCAAACUGGAAGAAUUUGGAUCAGUCGCAAAAAGGGAACUUCACCAACCCGGUGUGGACGGCCUUGUUUGACUAUGAGGCCUCCUGCAAGGACGAGCUCACGCUGCGGAAAGGGGACCUGGUGGAGGUCCUCUCUCUGGACUCUGAGAUAUCCGGGGACGAGGGCUGGUGGGCCGGCAAGGUCAACAACAAGGUGGGCAUCUUCCCAUCCAACUACGGCUCCUUCAAGCCCAAUGGAUACGCCAAGCUCCCGGGCAGCGGCGUGGUUGCGGAGCUAGGGCAGGCCGUGGUGGGAAAGUUUGAACCGGAGGAUGUGGAUUUUCGUGAGCUGAGCUUGGAGGAAGUGAUCGGGGUCGGGGGCUUCGGGAAAGUGUAUCGCGGUACAUGGAGGGGCGAGCUGGUGGCGGUGAAGGCCGCCCGGCAAGACCCGGACGAGGACAUCAGCGUGACGGCGCAGAACGUGAGGCAGGAGGCCCGUUUGUUUGCCAUGCUCACCCACCCAAACAUCAUCGCUCUCAAGGGCGUCUGCCUGCAGGAACCCAACCUCUGCCUCAUUAUGGAAUACGCCUCCGGUGGGCCGCUGAGCCGAGCCCUGGCCGGCCGUCGCAUCCCGCCGCACGUGCUGGUCAACUGGGCCGUGCAGAUAGCCCGGGGGAUGUUGUACCUGCACAGCGAGGCCAUCGUCCCCGUCAUCCACCGGGAUCUCAAGUCCAAUAACAUCCUCCUGGCUCAGCCGAUAGAGAACGAAUGUAUGGAGGGAAUAACGUUGAAGAUCACAGACUUUGGCCUGGCAAGAGAAUGGCACAAGACCACAAAGAUGAGCACGGCUGGCACCUACGCCUGGAUGGCUCCGGAAGUGAUCAAGUCUUCAACCUUCUCCAAGGGUAGUGACGUCUGGAGCUACGGGGUUCUGCUGUGGGAGCUGUUGACAGGAGAAGCGCCCUACAAAGGGAUCGAUGGGCUCGCCGUGGCCUACGGAGUCGCCGUCAACAAGCUCACCCUGCCCAUCCCCUCCACCUGCCCAGAGCCGUUUGCACAGCUUAUGUCAGAGUGCUGGGACCAGGACCCUCACCGGAGGCCCAACUUCAGCUCCAUCCUGACGCAGCUGACCCUCCUGGAGCAGCAGGUGAAGGAGGAGAUGCCGCAGGACUCCUUCCACUCCCUGCAAGAGGACUGGAAGCUGGAGAUCCAGGACAUGUUCGAUGAGCUCCGGGCCAAAGAAAAGGAGCUGAGGUGCCGCGAGGAGGAGCUGAAGCGAGCGGCUCUGGAGCAGAAGUCCCACGAGGAGUUCCUGAGGCAGCGGGAGCAGCAGCUGGCCCAGUGGGAGCAGGACGUGUUUGAGCGGGAGCUCAGCCUGCUCAUCCUGCACCUGAACCAGAACCGGGAGAAGCCCAACGUCAAGAAGAGGAAGGGAACCUUCAAGAAGCACAAGCUGAAGAGCAAGAACGGCGAGAAGAUCAGCAUGCCCCAAGAUUUCAUCCAUAAAAUUACGGUGCAAGCAUCGCCGGGCCUGGAGAAGAGGCGGAACUCUCCCGAUCUGGGUUCGGGCUCCUCGCCUUCCUUUGGCCCACGUUUCCGUGCAAUACAAUUGAGUCCGAGUGACAACAGCAGGACGUUCGGCCUCAGCUCAGUGUGGCCCCUGGAGGCCCCGUCUCUGAAACAAGCCAACGGAGACCUGAGGUUGAACCCGCACUGGAGGCCGCAGAGCCCAAAGAGCCCCAAAAGUCCCAAAGUCUUGCGCCUCAGUCCCCAGGAGAGUCUGUCGAUGAGGGCCAAGCUCCUGGGAUCAGACAGUAAUGAGAACGGAGAAACCAUGGAUGACUUUGAGGAGUACCGACCCGCUACUCCAACCCUGACUCAAAACGGUUCCUCUGUGAAGGACAGCUUGCGGCUCCCUCCCUCCCAGGGGGACUCGGGCAGUGAGGAAGGGGGCUACUCCCCCAGCGGGUCUCCCAUGCCGGAGAGGGGUUCCUUCUGCGGGAGCAUCAAAAACACCCACCAGGCCCUGCUGGGUGGGGGCUCGCUGCUGGCCUCCGUAGGACUGGGGCGCUGCCUGGACAUCCCUCCCAGGGUGCCCCCUCGAACUAACCCCCCGUCCUCAGAGGACCGCAGUCUGUACGAACUGGAGAUCUCCCACCCCAAGCCCCUUAUUUCCGACCCCCCCGUCGUGGACGACCUCAUCACCUUCUCCACGUCUGAGCUGCUCCCCAGGCCGCUGUUCGAGUUGGCCAUGCAGUACCAGGAACUGAAGCCGCUGCCCUUGACCCCGCCCCCGCCCAAACCCAGCGAGAGGGCCUGUCACCACAGACCGCAGAGCCCCGCGGCCCCCGCGGCCCCCCUGCAGCACGACCACGCCGGCCCGGGGGAAUGGGCCCUCCGCCCCGGCUCCAGCAACGGGGAGCUGGGCUGUGAGGCCGGGGAGCAGCGAGCCGACAGGAGGAGGAGGAGGCCCAGCCACGGCCUGCACGCUUCCCAGCUCGUUCUGGACCUGCCGCUGUGCCAGGACACGCAGGACUGUGAGGACAAGCCAGCGGUGUGCCUGCCCCCCCACCCGGCCCUGUGGAGCCCCAAGGCCCACCGCCUGGAGGUCAGCGUCAUCCCCCGGCCGCGCCCCUCUCCCAUCCGGCCGCGCAUCGACCCGUGGAGCUUCAUCUCGGCGGGCGGCGGGAACUCGGCCGGCGGCCGCAGCCCGGUCCGCCCGGACGGGCCCCUCCUGGGGUACCAGCCCUCGCCCACAAACCCCUUCACCACCUGCGACCCCUUCCCCUCUCCGGACUGCGAUCCCUUCGCCCUCAAAGCGGAUCCCUCGAGCGGCUCGGACGGCGCGUCCCCGUUCGACCCCUUCUCCGCCCCGUUCCCCACCUCCCGCUCGGCCCCCUGCUCCACCAACGGCUCCCCCACGCUGCCCUCGUUCCGCAUCGCGCCCAUCAACGCGGCCGACUCGCCCCUCAUCGACCUGGGCUGGAGCAAGCCCCUGGAUAUGACCAAAGAGAGGGCCCACCCCCCCAGGACACUGGGGCUCAAGCCCUUCAAGUCCCCCACCCAGCUCAGAGACGACCGCUUCUGAACGCAGCCUCGCUCGUGGGGCCCGGCGCGGUCCUGCCGUCUGUCUCGCGGGAAUACAGUCCUCCACCGUUUCCACUACCGUGUUUUACAUUCCGAUGAGCGCUUGGAGUCUCACAAUCAGAAAUGCAAAACAAAUCAAACUAACAAACAAUCGGCCCCCCAUCACUCAGCUCACGGAGGAGGUCGCUCCAUGGGGGCACCGGCCCUCGCCAGGGUUGUUUAGAAACCCGCCUGCCGCUGAAAGGUGGUACACUUGUGGGAAAGCUGCCUGGGAACCAAUCGUCUGUCUCCGUCACUCCCUCCCUUUGAAGGAGCAGAAUGCAGAUCUCUAGUCUCAUCUCCAGAUCCUAUCAGGCUGCUCGCAUCACCCCCUUUCAUCUCCCCUACCUUUGAAGCAUUGUGACAAUGCAGAGGUGGAUAAGGCGACUUGCACAACUUCAUCAGCCACUUCCUCUCUGCAGACUGACAGCGUUCAGGGCAACCAUAAAUCAGAGUGCCUUAUGUGUAGAAGUGUUACCGUGAACGCUUAAUCUGGUGCGUACGGAAGAGUAUUAGGGCCAGGCAGGAGAAAAAAUAUUUGAGAGGGGAAGAUUUCUUUUUUUUUGUGUGCACUU
Molecule: messenger RNA, 4698 nt
Organism: Cololabis saira (Pacific saury)
Lineage: Eukaryota; Metazoa; Chordata; Actinopteri; Beloniformes; Belonidae
Product: mitogen-activated protein kinase kinase kinase 11
Exons: 10
Coding region: 981-4085 (1034 amino acids)
Biological process (GO): protein phosphorylation; microtubule-based process; positive regulation of apoptotic process
Cellular component (GO): centrosome
Molecular function (GO): JUN kinase kinase kinase activity; protein binding; ATP binding
Source: RefSeq, a predicted model, not a curated record